Molecule: messenger RNA, 732 nt
Organism: Micromonas pusilla CCMP1545
Lineage: Eukaryota; Viridiplantae; Chlorophyta; Mamiellophyceae; Mamiellales; Mamiellaceae
Exons: 1
Coding region: 1-732 (243 amino acids)
Source: RefSeq, a predicted model, not a curated record
AUGCGUUUCGGACGGCUCCACGCUCUCGCGGUCGUCCUCCUCGCCCUCCUCCUCGCCGGCGUCGUCGCCGCGCAGACGGAAGAGUACGCGGAAGACUACGCCCCCGCGCCCGGCGGAUCUGAGACCGCGGGCGACGUCCCCGAGACAGGAAUAGGAAUCCCGCGCGACGCGGCCGCGGGACCCGACGACGCCGCGGGCUCCAUGAUCGGCGCGACGGAGACGGGGACGGAGACGUCCGACGAAGAGAAGCGCGCGAUCGACGGGUGGAUCGACGACAACGGCCUGAACCAGUACGGCGACGACGCGGACACGAUGUACGCGGGCGGAUCCCCGCUGUUCGACGAGUCGACGGGGACGCGGAAGGACCGAUUCGCGUACGUCAAGUCUCGGCAUCCGACGUCGCCGUGGAUGACGAGCGACGCGGCGCCCGCGCCCGCGGCGGGGUCGUCGCUGUUGAUGGACGCGGACGACGACGCGGCGGAGGGCGAGGUCGUCACGGACGCGCCGCCGGCGAGGGCGGUGCCGGGUCGGAGCGGCGGCGGCGGCGUCGGUCCCGGCGGCGGCGCGUCUCGAUUUCCCGCGCACUGGGGACCCGAGCCUCAGCCGCAGACGAGGGACUACCGCACGCUCCCGGGGGGAUACGGCUUCGGCAGCGGCACGCUCGCGAAGUGGAUCCAGAAGAACAUGGACGAGGACGCGGCCGCGGCCGCGGAGGCGGGGCCGCAGCCGUGA